This is a messenger RNA of Botrytis byssoidea, 1245 nucleotides long. RefSeq lists its product as uncharacterized. Gene Ontology annotation, molecular function: polygalacturonase activity. The transcript is spliced from 5 exons. Gene Ontology annotation, biological process: pectin catabolic process. Bases 1 to 1245 code for a protein of 414 amino acids. The record is from RefSeq and is a predicted model, not a curated record. NCBI's taxonomy places the organism in Eukaryota, Fungi, Ascomycota, Leotiomycetes, Helotiales, Sclerotiniaceae. Gene Ontology annotation, cellular component: extracellular region.
AUGAAGUUACACGAUUUUCUCACCAUCUCGCUUCUCUCCUUCCCCCUCUCUUCGGCAAAACUAUGUUCCAUGCCCUAUAACUCCUCCCCCUUGAUCGACGACGCACCGGGUAUCACGACAGCUGUCAAUCUCUGUGGUCCAAACUCGACAAUUCUUUUCGAACAAAACGUCACGUAUAAUCUACUCACACCCCUCAGUUUCAAGAACCUUACGAGUGUAAAGUUCUCGUUUGAGGGCAAUAUCAGUUUGAGUGAGAAUGUGACGGCGGUACAGCUGGUGGUUAAUAAUACACGUAUUUAUCCCGGAAGAUGGAUUACGCUUAAGGGGACCAAUGUCACCUUUGAGGGCAGUGAGAAGGAAGAUGGUGGUUGGUUUUUGGCGCAUGGGGAGAAUUGGUGGAGUAGUCCGUGGGACUCGGUGCAAGGAGGACGGCCGCAUUGGUUUGGUUUUACGGUUACUGAUCUUGUUAUUCGUAAUCUUAAGAUUCUUAACCCUGUGGCGUGGGUGUUCUCCAUAGGGGGGAGUAAUGUCGAGAUGACGAAUACCUUCAUUGAUGCUAGGAGUAAUGAUGGAUUUCCCUUUAACACUGAUGGAAUUGACCUCUCUGCGUCUAAUGUCCUAAUCGACGGGUUCGAAAUUCACAACGGUGAUGAUGUGAUCAACGUCUCGCCGCCAGCCACAAACGUCACAAUGCGCAACGUCAUCGCCUCCGGCACGCACGGGCUCUCUGUCUCUUGCGCUUCAGGCACAGGCGGUAAUUACACGUUUGAAAAUGCGUAUAUUUAUGACAGUCUGAUGGCAGCAAGAUUCAAGGGAAAGAUAGGUACAACGUGUAAUGUGAGUAAUGUGACGUGGAGAAAUAUCGAGGUGAAGAAUGUUAGCUACCCAAUCCAUUUUAUUGAGGAUUAUUAUGAUCAAGAGAAGGGUAUUCCAAGCGGGACAGAUACUAGCAUUGCGGCUUUUGCGAAGGGGUUUACAUGGGAGGGAAUUAAUGGGAGUGUGGCGGCAGUGGUUGGGGAUGCGAGCUGUGUGAGUGACCCGUGUUGGUAUGCUACUACUGAUGAAUCGCCAAGGAAUGGGUUGUAUCUACUUUGUCAUGAUAGCGCUCAUUGCGAGGACUUCCACUUUAAGGGCAUUGAUUUGACCACUGCAAAUGGGACUGCGGCGGGAGAAAUAUGUACGGGGUUGGAAGGUGUGGAGGGCAUGGGGGUUACUUGUGUGAAUGGAACGAUUACAGCGAACUGA